Molecule: messenger RNA, 489 nt
Organism: Maudiozyma saulgeensis
Lineage: Eukaryota; Fungi; Ascomycota; Saccharomycetes; Saccharomycetales; Saccharomycetaceae
Source: the annotation of a GenBank genome assembly
AUGCCACCUCCACCUCCGCCACCAAAUAAGAAUAACGAUUUAAGACUCGAGUUUCUUAGAACAAUUGCUGAAAAAAAUGUUCUUUCAAAACCUCUAAGAAAAGCACAAAUUGAACAAGCACAACUAGGUCAAACUCAAAAGGGGCCAAAAAAAUCAUAUAGAAGACAUAAAGGGGCUAGACAAUUAAUAUCUGAAGAAACUAAAAGAAUUAAUGCUAUUCUUGAACAAGAACAACAAUUAUAUGACGAGGAUAAUUCAUAUGUUAGAAAGACUCCCAAAGUUACAUUCUUCAAUAUAUCCGCACCACCUUCAAUGAAACCUACAAAAAAUUACUGUGAUAUCACAGGUCUUAAAGGACCCUACAAAUCGCCUACAAAUAAUGUCAGAUAUCAUAAUUCUGAAAUAUAUCAAUUCGUCGUAAAACCAAUGGCACCCGGCGUAGAUCAAGAGUAUUUAAAAUUGAGAGGUGCAAACUUCAUAUUGAAGUAA